Ascochyta rabiei is the source of this 630-nucleotide messenger RNA. RefSeq lists its product as uncharacterized. The record is from RefSeq and is a predicted model, not a curated record. The transcript has 2 exons. Bases 1 to 630 code for a protein of 209 amino acids. NCBI's taxonomy places the organism in Eukaryota, Fungi, Ascomycota, Dothideomycetes, Pleosporales, Didymellaceae.
AUGCUCUACUCCGCCUGCACAGCGCAGGCUGGCUGGUUCCAGACAAGACGAGCGCGGCUGGUCUCUGCAGCGCAGGACCUUGCCGACAGCGCGAGCGACAGCUUUCAAACAGAACCCCCUUCAGCGCAGCGGCCCCGCAACUCCCUACCGCGGUCGACAAAGCGCGCUGCUGCGUCGAGUUCGGCGCUGCUGUCGAAGCGUCUCCGGCUAGCCACCGAGCCUCCCAGCCUAACGACGCCGCAGCUGUCAAGGUCAAACGAGUCUGACGGGUUGGAGGAGCCUGAGCCUGAGGAGCCUGUCCGUGAACAGAUCAGCCAGGAGGAACCCGCCCAGAUCACGACUAUUACUAACAAAAAUCGCUAUACUAAGCAAGAGCGCGCUAAGAAGCUGGAGCUCAUGCGAGCGCAGAAGAAGCAGGACCUUAGAUUGGUACCGCCGCCCGAGUCGGCAUCUUGUAGGGAACACGGUGCCUAUGCCUCCAUCUCGCGCCAGGACGAGCCGUUCAUUUCAUGGAUCCUUAAGCAGCCGGUGGACGACGACGACAACCUGUACAGCAGCGCCACAGCGCCUUACCUAACAGCUUCUGGCAUGCUCAACAAGGCCCGCUCCAUUGGCAAUGCUGCUUCCUAG